Molecule: messenger RNA, 2081 nt
Organism: Linum tenue
Lineage: Eukaryota; Viridiplantae; Streptophyta; Magnoliopsida; Malpighiales; Linaceae
Source: the annotation of a GenBank genome assembly
AUGGGGACUGCAGCUCUCAGUUCCGGAAACCUAACUGCUUACGAUCGCCGGAUUCUGAGGACUGUCAAUGCAGGAGCAUCCUCUCUUUCGUUCCUAGGCUCCAGCUUCAUUGUCCUCUGCUACCUCCUUUUCAGAGACCUUCGAAAGUUCUCCUUCAAGCUCGUCUUUUACCUCGCAAUCUCGGUAUGCUCUUGCAGAGAUCCCUCCACAGGAUUCUUCUGCUACGCUCAGGGUUACAGCACCCAUUUCUUCUGCAUCGCAUCUUUCCUUUGGACUACCACCAUUGCUUUCACCUUGCAUCGUACUGUUGUUAAACACAAAACUGAUGUUGAAGACAUGGAGGCCAUGUUUCAUUUGUACGUUUGGGGAACCUCGUUGGUCAUGACUGUCAUACGGUCCAUGGGUAAUGAUCAUAGACACUUAGGCGGCGCCUGGUGUUCGACACCAACAGGGAGAACAAAAAAGAUGGCAGAGGGCAUGUCAGACCGAGCAUCUGAUGGAAGACUGGACAUGAAGGCUCUGAAUAGGUGGGGAUAUUAUCCGCUUAUCCUAAUAGGUUCAUGGACGUUUGGCACGUUAAAUGUCAUCCACGAUCUUAUUGAACCAGGCCAUAAAAUCUUUUGGCUCUCGGUGCUUGAUGUGGGUACAGCUGCCCUUAUGGGGCUCUUCAACUCGAUAGCAUAUGGGUUGAAUUCAUCGGUCCGACGGGCAAUCUCUGAAAGAUUGGACCUUAUUUUGCAGGUAUUAGCAAGCAAAUCCAAAAUUUACAUGGUCCUUGACUAUGUGACCGGCGGUGAGCUCUACGACAGAAUUCUGGAGAAUGUUCUUCUGGAUGCAAAAGGGCGCAUCAAAAUAUCAGAUUUUGGACUCAGUGCGUUGCCAAAACAUUUCAGGGAUGACGGGCUACUUCACACCAUCUGCGGAAGUCCAAACUACGUAGCACCUGAGGUUCUGAGGAACAAAGGCUACGACGGUGCAACCGCAGAUGUAUGGUCCUGUGGUGUCAUUUUGUACGUCACUCUCACUGGCUCCCUCCCCUUCGACGACAGGAACCUUGCUGUGCUGUAUCACAAGAUAAUGAAGGGGGAGGUGGAGAUACCGAAAUGGAUGAGCCCCGGGGCCGGAAACCUAAUCAGCAGGAUCCUGGAUCCAAACCCCGCCACCAGAAUCACAAUGGCGGGCAUCAAGUCCGAUCCCUGGUUCAAGCAAGAUUACGUCGCAACAGCAGCAGCAACGCUACUCUUAUCAGACGACGAAGAAUACCAAGGAGAAUUAGUCGACGACGACGUUGACGAGGAUGAUGGAAGCUACUGCAGGUUGAAGACUCAAUCUCUACCGGCCGGAUUAUCUGAAGCCGCCAGCAGUAGUACUCGUCCGGUCAUCAACGCGUUCCAGCUGAUAGGGAUGUCGUCGUGUCUCGACCUCUCCGGGUUUUUCGAGGAAGAGGAGGUUUCCGAGCGGAAGGUCAGGUUUGCGGCGUCCGACUGCUCGUUCAAGCAUCUGAUGAAGAAGAUGGAGGAGAUUGCGACGGCGAUGGGGUUCCACGUCCGCAAGGUCACGAGGAACCAACACGUCAGGCCUAGGUUGAUGAUCAUGAAAGUGGUGCAGAACCAGCACAUGAUGACGGGUUCUGCCAAAUCCAAUCUCUCGGUUGCUGCGGAGAUAUUGGAGAUAAGCCCUUCACUCUACGUAGUUGAACUGCAGAAAUCAUAUGGAGAUUCCUCUGUCUAUAGACAAUUAUGUGAAAAGCUCUCAAAUGACUUGGGGAGUUCAUCGUCAGUUACCCCAAAGUCAAGUUGUAGUACUAUGGCUCUGGCGGAAGCCUAAUUCGGCCAGAUCAUACCGUUCCAGUGUGAUGGAAGAUUCAAUUGAUGGCAAUAUGCAUGAAGCUUGAUCUUCAUUGAUGCCACAAAGACACACAGUCUAAAUGUUUCAUUGUUCUUUUUCUGUAAUUAAUCUCGAUUCACCGAUCGACGGUGUAUAUGUAAUGUAUGGAAAGUGAAGAAUACGUAUAAAGUCACAGAUAUUUGAAGUAUAUGCAACUUUUAUCAAUGGUAUAGAAUUAAAAUUACAAUUUGCUA